Molecule: messenger RNA, 985 nt
Organism: Durusdinium trenchii
Lineage: Eukaryota; Dinophyceae; Suessiales; Symbiodiniaceae
Source: the annotation of a GenBank genome assembly
UGGCUUAAAGCAUGUUUGGUUCCUGCAGAAGCAGUGUGGCCGAAGAGAAAAAACUCCGUAGCACUAUGGCAUUCCAAAGUGGAGACGCCCAGGUCAGCAAGUCAAUGCCUUUCCCACCACCAACUCGAUCCAGGAGCACUUCGGUGGGAAGCUCUGAAGAGAACCUGCGUGAAGAUGAUCGCACAAGUCCUCGGUCUCUUCAAUAUCCCUCCUUAUUGGAUGCUAAAACAAAGGGACAGGAGGCAGAAGUCAAGGCAACAUGGCCAAAGUCAUCAUCAGGUGUUUUGGGCCUCCCUGACAUCGAGUACCCUUUGCCCUGGCAACUCACCGGCCAUGUGCGAGAGACCAUGUCCUGCCCAAGCAGUGAAAUCGGUGCGCCACCGGGUCUCGAACACCUGGGAAUCCCUGUGUUGCCAAACUCCUCCCCUGCGAGCAUGGUUGAAGUGGAACCUCCACCAGGCUUGCGUGAGCAGUCCAUUGAGCUGGACUGUGGUGACGGUCGUCAGAUUCUGAUCCCGACGGUGCACUCCAAUGUGCCACCACCCCCAGCUCACUCGCCCACCUUGCCAGAGUCUUUGAAAUUCGACCUCUGGCAAGGCCCGAUGGGCGCGAUGGACCUACCUGAUGUGCCCCUGCCACUCUUGGCGAGUCUGGGCUCUUUGAAUCAUGGAGUUGGCACUUGCAAGCCUUGCGCCUUCAUACAUACAAAGGGAUGCUCAAGUGGGGCUGACUGCACCUUCUGCCAUUUGUGCCCACCUGGCGAGAAGAAGCGCCGGGCUAAGAUGACAAAGCAAAUUGCCAAGAUGGUAGAUGGAGCGGUGUCUUGUGGAAAUCAAUUGCUUCCGUCCGCUGUGUAGUAUGCGGAUGUAUAUAGACAGACACUUGAUUCUAAUCCCUCAUGUACAGCUUUGAAGGGAUGCUGCUUUCUUGGCUUGGAUCGCUGUCGGGCAUGCAUGAGAAGGGCGCUAAUGAUUAAUUACACUUG